Messenger RNA from Lates calcarifer (barramundi perch), 3082 nucleotides. It is a transcript of the gene rtf1, whose product is annotated as RTF1 homolog, Paf1/RNA polymerase II complex component. NCBI's taxonomy places the organism in Eukaryota, Metazoa, Chordata, Actinopteri, Centropomidae. The transcript is spliced from 18 exons. Gene Ontology annotation, molecular function: RNA polymerase II C-terminal domain phosphoserine binding; DNA binding. The coding region runs from base 86 to 2119 and encodes 677 amino acids. The record is from RefSeq and is a predicted model, not a curated record. Gene Ontology annotation, cellular component: Cdc73/Paf1 complex.
GCCAACUAGCUAGGUGGUAGCUACGGCUAGCCUCAAACAUUUAGACGACACAGAGGUAGCUAGCAGGUUAGCCGUGCAGCUAAUCAUGGUGAAUGUAAAGAAGCGGAAAGGUCGAGUCGUGAUCGACUCGGACUCCGAAGACAGUGCUAGCGACGAUAAUUUAGAUCAGGAGCUGUUAUCGUUGGCAAAGAGGAAGAGGGUUGAUUCAGGUGAACAGGAAGAGCCUGUUAGCAAUCCUGCUGCUUCUACAGACUCUGAGACAUCUGACAGUGACGAUGAGUGGACUGUGGGUGGCACCAAAGGCAAAAAGAAAGUUAAGCCAGGGAAAGGUUCUGAGAAGAAGAACGCUACAAAGAAGAAGGUUAAUAAAGCAACGGCAUCUGGCAGCUCUGAUGGAGACAGCUCGGCUGAGAGCUCUGCACCAGAGGAGGGUGAGGUGUCUGAUUCAGAGAGCAACAGUUCAUCCUCCAGCUCAGACUCGGACUCCUCUGAGGACGAGGUGUUCAGGGACGGUUAUGACGAUGACUUGAUGGGAGACGCGGAGGACAGAGCUCGUCUGGAGCAGAUGACAGAGAAGGAGAGAGAGCAGGAGCUGUUCAACCGAAUUGAGAAAAGAGAGGUGCUAAAGAGACGGUUUGAAAUUAAGAAGAAGCUGAAGACGGCAAAGAAGAAAGAGAAAGAGGAGAAGAAGAAGAAGCAGGAGGAAGAACAAGAAAAAAGGAAGCAAUCUCAGGUUCAAGACACACAAGUGGUCAUGUCACACAACAAGGAGAGACGAUCCAAACGUGAUGAAAAACUUGACAAAAAGUCCCAGGCCAUGGAAGAACUCAAAGCUGAACGUGAGAAGAAGAAAAACAAAACAGCUGAACUGCUCGCCAAACGUCAGCCCCUGAAGACGAGCGAGGUUUAUUCUGAUGAUGAGGAGGAAGAGGAGGAAGACGAUGACAAGUCAUCAGUUAAAAGUGAUCGGAGUUCGCGUUCAUCGUCUUAUGAUGAUGAUGAAAAAGAGGAGACUCCACCAAAGUCGCAGCCAGUUUCACUACCAGAUGAGCUGAACAGGAUCCGCCUGUCCAGAAACAAGCUGGAGCGCUGGUGCCACAUGCCCUUCUUUGCUAAGACUGUGACUGGCUGCUUUGUGAGGAUAGGGAUCGGGAACAGCAGCAGUAAACCAGUUUAUAGGGUUGCUGAAAUUGUGGAUGUGGUAGAGACGGCGAAGGUUUACCAACUUGGAUCAACGCGAACAAACAAGGGACUGCAGUUAAGGCAUGGCGGGGACACACGGGUUUUCAGGCUUGAGUUUGUAUCAAAUCAGGAGUUUACAGAAAGCGAGUUUAUGAAGUGGAAAGAGGCGAUGAUGGUUGCUGGGAUGCAAGUCCCAACUCUUGACGAAAUCACCAAAAAGGAGCAGUCCAUCAAAGAAGCUCUGAACUACAAGUUCAAUGACAAAGACAUAGAGGAUAUUGUUAAAGAGAAGGACAGAUUCCGAAAAGCACCACCGAAUUAUGCCAUGAAGAAAACACAGCUACUCAAAGAUAAGGCCAUGGCAGAAGAGAGUGGAGACGGUGAGAAAGUGAAAGUGAUCCAGGAUGAGCUAAAUGAACUCGAGGAAAGGGCAGAAGCACUCGACAGACAGAGGACCAAGAACAUCUCUGCCAUCAGCUACAUUAAUCAGAGGAACAGAAGCUGGAAUAUCGUUGAAUCUGAGAAAGCUCUUGUGGCUGAAGGACAAAAUGCCAAAAACCAACAAAUGGACCCUUUCACACGAAGACAGUGCAAACCCACCAUGGUGUCAAAUGCCAGAGACCCGUCAGUCCAUGCAGCUAUUCUUGCUCAUCUCAACCAGAAGUACGGCUCUGGGUCGACACCAGAUCCUUCCAGUGCUGAAAAGAACAAACUGGGACAAACAAACUCAAAAGACAAAGAUGUCCCCAAACCAACCACUGACCUCUCAGAGGACUUGUUUAAAGUUCAUGAUUUUGACGUCAAGAUAGACCUACAGGUUCCCAAUGCAGAAGCAAAGUCUCUGUCCGUGAGCUCCAAUGCGCUGCCAGUGAAGGACGGCGCUCCACGCAGGUCCCUCAACCUGGAGGACUACAAGAAGAGGAGGGGGCUGAUCUAAUGUGGCCAGUCCAUCAUUCAGAAAACCACAUUGCAUGCAUGUGUAAUUGGCUGUAUGUCAGAGUAUGUCUGUGUGUGUGGCUGAGAGAGAGCGAGCGAGUGUGUGUGAGUGAGUGUGAGUGAGUGAGUGAAUGACUCCUAGAGGAUGUGUGUUGAUACAACAACUGUCUAUCCAAACACAGAGGAAAUACUGAUUGAGCGAAGACAACAUUUUUCUCAAAGGAUCUCUCUCAGAAGAUUUUUGUUGUUUUGUUAUUUUCACAUUAUCACACACAAACUCGUAUAUUGAGUUGUGUUUUUUUAUGUAUUUAACUCCUCUUCCCCUAUUUUGGAUCUUCUGGAGUCUACUCCUUUUUUGUUUUUGUUUUUUUGUUUUUUUUUUUUCUCUCAAAAGGACACGGCGCUUGUGGAUUAUUACUUUGAACAAGGAGGACACUAUUUUAGAAGACUUAGAUUGUUGAGGCAUUUUGAAAUUACCGGACUGGACAUCUAAUGGAGUUGACCAGCAAUGAAUUGAACUGUUGUAAAUGUCCCCACCCCUCCCUGAACUCCCCAAAUGUGUGAUCAUCUACCCUUGCAGUCCAUCCUAAAUUUGAACAGCCACUUGUAUUUUUGCAGAGUGUAGAUGAUCAUCUCUGACUCGACAGUAAUGCUGGCUCUCCAUGACCAGUGUGAAAAGUUCAGUACAUGUCAGCUGGAUAUUUAUCACUUUUUAAGUCUUUGAAACAACCCAAUUUAAGAGGAACCCUUUUCUAUGGCUGGCCUGGUUAUAAAAGUGUUGCUUCAUUUCUGUUCUUUCUUGGUUGGUUGUUCAUGGGAUAUAAUUCCCUUGCCCUUAACUCCCAGAGCAGAUUCUAUGUGUUAUCAAUUGUGUCCAUAGUCAGUUCCUGUAUUGAUGUGGCAUGCCAUGUAAAUAUGCAUUUUGGAGUGAGUGCGGAAAAAAUAAAGAGGCACUGUUUCAUAA